AAAUAUCUCAACUAUUAAAAUUAUUAAUGUACUUAAAUCUCUAGAUUUUAGAAUACAAUCUUUAGAGCAGUACAUAAUAAAUUGUUGAAAAAUUAUAUUAUUUUGUUUGGCGAUAAGCUUUUUUUCGGAACAGUUAUCUGCACUGAGUGCUGUGGAUUGUGCAAACAUGGCGAUUUUCUCCUUCAUAGUUUCGUAGUAAUUAGAUGACAUACAUACAUCGAUUGGAUUUUAUAAAGCCCUAUUUAAGGAUUUAAAUGCAUAAUUGUAUAGUGUGUAAGAAAUAGAACAUAUAAUUUAAGUGAUAAUUCAAAUAGUGUAUACGUCAAUAAUAUUUAAACACAGUGAAAAUCUGGCUCCACGUAAUUUAUCAAAUUAAGUGGAAAAAAUACCAAUUACUUUCAUAUCUUGUGAAAAAAUAAUUUUAUAAUACAAAGUAUGUACCUAUACUAAAUUUUCGAAUAUGGAAGUUCAAGAAAACAGCGAGCUAGAUAAAGAAUCGAAUUCUAAAACUUCCGAAGAAAAAAUGGAUUCGAAAAGUGAAGAAGAAAUUAUGGUACCUAAAAUAGAAAUAAAAACAGAACCUCCUGACUACGAUCUAAUAGCUGAUGCCUUGGUCAAACAAAUCAAGUCUUCAACCUCGAAGGCAAAGAGCAAAAAAGACAGAAAUCCAAUCAUUGAGCGGAGGAAAAAGAUUAUCAUUUCGGAUGACGAAUGGGAACCAGAGAAGAAAGAGACUAAGCCCACACAGGGCUCAUCUAAAUCAACCGAAGAAUACUACUCCUACGACAUCCUCAACCAGAUAGAGAUAGUCACAAUAACAGAAGAGGAGCGUGCUGUAGAAUUUACCGAGACAUAUGAGUCACGGAAACACAUGAACUAUGUGUGCGAUAAGUGUGCGGUCGGGUUCGUUGUCAAGGAGGCGUAUGAUGUUCACAUGAAGUUGCAUACACCAGAAUCCGGAUCUUUUGUGUGUGAGGUGUGUGAGACAUACCUCAAGAGUGAAGAUACACUUCAUCGUCAUAAACUCAGACAUUACCGGCGAUACAGGUGCAUGGUGUGCAGCGUGCGCUUCAAGGACAAGGACGCAGCAGCAGGCCACGUGUCGUACUCGCAUAGUGGCUUCACGUUCAACUGCGAGCAGUGCGGCUCCAUGUUCAAACGGCCGCAAUACCUCAGACGGCACAUAGAGCAAAUGCACACGAAGGCUACCCCCAUGGAGUGUCCCGUCUGCCACCAGGUGUUCUACGAGAGUGGAUGGUAUCGGAACCAUGUGAGGAAACACAACAAAGAAGUGCAAGACUCGAAAAUAGUCCGUUGCAGGCAAUGCGAGAAAACGUUCAAAGAUAAAACCUACCUCAAACAGCACAUGUUAAUGCAUGAGUCGAGAAUGGACGUCGUCUGUAUCGAAUGUUCUACGAGCUUCCAGAAUAUACAUUUACUUGAUGCGCACUAUAAGGAGGCGCACCCGGAUAACUUUGUUGUGCGUCCAGACGAAGAAAAUAGGUGCACGUCAUGCAAUCGUGCGUUCGAAACGCGCGCCAAACUGCACAGCCAUAUUAUACGGAUGCACGUAGACGGUGGUAAGAAGUACCAGUGCGACUAUUGCAAGCGGCUGUACUUCUCGAAGGGCGAGGUGCGGUCGCACAUCACGUGGUCGCACCUGCACGCCGGCGGGCACGCGUGCACGUGCGGCCGCGUGUUCCGCACGCCCGUGCGCCUGCGCGACCACGUGGCCACGCGCCACCUCGGCGCCGUGCCGCCGCGCGACAAGGCGUGCCCGGUGUGCGGCAAGGCGUUCGCGAACCAGCAGGUGCUGACGCGGCACAUAAAGGGGCACGCGGGCGAGACGUUCCCGUGCGGCUCGUGCGGGCGCCGCUUCAAGACGCAGUCGUACGUGAAGGUGCACUACCAGCUGGCGCACCUGCACAUGUCGCGCGCGGAGAUCCGCAGACGGACCCGCCGCCAGCUCAUCAUGGUCAACGACACGUCUGAGCAAGCUCAACAGCAAAACGACAACGAAACGUUUGCGUGCGAGGAGUGCGGCAAACAAUUCAAAACGCAGUCCUACGUGCGUAUACAUUACUACAUUAAACAUUUAAACAUGACUCGAGAGGAGGCAAAGAGGAAAUCAAAGGAAGUUAGAGAAGCCACAGCAUCCAUGGUAUACAAGAAUCCGCUCCAAAUUGAAGAGGUUUUUGUGAAAACUGAAGCCGAGGAUGGGGAAAAACCCAUGGAAAUACCCAUGUUCGAAACAUUCAUAGAUAUACAGAGGGAGGGAGACUGCGAGACAGAGAAGGAAGAUUGAGUUUAGGGUAGGAGGGAGAUGGCAGGAUUGGGAUUUGUACAUUUUGUUGGGUAACAGCUACGUACGAGACAGAGAGGGAAGAUUGAAUUUAGGGUAGGAGGAAAGAGAUGGCAGGAUUGGGAUUGGUACAUUUUGUAAGUAGCUGUCAAGCUACAUGCAAGAAAGAGAUGGAAGAUUGAAUUCAGGUUAGGAAGAAAGAGAUGGCAGGAUUGGUAGCUUUUUUAGGUUACUAAUAAUUUUGUUCUGUAUGAAAAUACUGGAUUCGUUUAUCUGACUGUUUUAGAGGGUAAAAGUUAUAAAGCAAUAUUUGUAUAUUCUUGUUUAAAAACUGAUAAAUGUAAGGAUUAAUUUUAAUAACAAAUGUUAUUGGUUUUUGUUAAUGUUAUGGUUGAAUAGUUUUUGGUCCUUCGAGACCUAGUAAGCUAAAAUGUAGGUGUCUCUUAGGUUCUGUUUCGCAAUGACUGAAUAAGAUUAUUGUAACGUUAAUAAAAUAGUAUUCCUGAUUAUUUCAAUUUUAUUAUUUUACGGCGAGUUGUUAAAUGUAUCGUCAAAUUAGAAUUUUUGAAUAAAAAAUAUUUGGUCUUACCACAAAACAAUUUAAACACAGUCUAAAGUUAAACCAGGGAUCUGUCACUUUAAUGUGCAAUACGACAAAACCAGAUUAAAGAGAACCCGCGCUUAAAGUUUUUGUGGUUAUGAAAAGAAAACACGAAAAUAAUCUAUAAUUAUUCACUUUCUAAUCUGUUUCAUUAUCUCUGUGUUUUAUUAUUAAAACAGUAAUCUUAUUUGGACAUUGUGAAACAGAUUAUUAUUAAUUUAUUAUUAUUAGUGUAGAACUAUCACUAUUAGAUAACGUAUAAUGCGUAUGUUGAGCUAAUAAAUAUUAUGAAAUAUGCUAACAGUUCAUGAAAAGACGUUUUUAUGAUGACUUUGCGUUGCUUGUCCGUCUAAAUUUUUUUGAAAUACUGUGUCGCUAGAAGACCAUUGUAGUGUUAUCGUUAAAAUUCUUAUAAAUAUAUUUCAUUCUUUAAAGUAAAAUGAAAAAAUAUUAUUUAGGUACCUACUUAAAUUAAUUUUACUAGAAUUACUUAUUCAGUUUGAUUUAAAUAAUAAAUAUCUUAAAUGAUAUGAUUCAUCAACUAGCUUCGAAAAAAGGAGAAAGUUCUCAAUCUCAAUGCAAUUUUUUUUUGGUUUUGUUAAUGGCGAAAUUUUGACCGGUGAACGAUUUUUGAAAUCUUAUGCCUCACAUGUGGUCUCAUUUAAAUUAGGUCACUGAUAAUUCGAAGGCGGUUUAUUUUUUGUAAAAAUAAUAUUUUUUAUUUGUUUUAUUUAACGCCUGUUAAAACUUUUCAAUGGUACAUCAUAAUAAGAAGUAUCUAGAUUAAAAUUUAAAGCAUAAUAAUAAUAUAGUGUAAAAUACGCGCUUCUAUCAUAUGUUGCAAUUUAAUUGAAGUGUAUUUAUUUAUUUUCAAAUUGUUUAUUUUUAUUACAAUCGAUAUUAUUUAUGAAAACUUAUUACAUAAUGAUGAAGAAGUUUCAAUGCAUUGAAUAUAGCAAAAAAUAUUGUGUUAUUCUUGUCAUAAUUACUUACUCCAAUAAAAUAACUUUUACUAAACUAUAACUACUUUUGACUAGUUCUGGAUAGAACAAUAUGCAUAAAUAUAAAUAAGCGGGGAAGCUUUCCCAAUUUACAACUUAGAUAAAAGGUUCUAAUCCCCCACAGAACCGAAUUAUCUGAAUAGGAUAUAUUUAUGAUAUGGUAUUUGAUUAUUGCUCAACUAUUGUUCUUUUUUGAGGGACUUGGACAUUCAAAAAUGUAUUAGAUGAAUUAAAUGGGUAAAAACUUAUGUAUGUAUAUUGUAUUUUUUUAAACCUUGUUAUACAGUUUACGUUAAAUAAUACCUAUACGUUCUAUCUUCUAUUCUCUUUAUAGAAAGUAAAAGGUAUUAUUAAAAAACUAAAUAAUACCUAUUUGGUUAAGACCUUUGAUAUGGGUUUACCAAACAAGGUUAUUUCAAUACAAUUGUGUUUUUAUAUUUUAACAGUCGAAAAUUACCCAGGUAAUAUAUAAUUAAUUAAAAAAAGAUCGGAAAAAAUACAUGUACUUGCAUUUGUACUUGUUAUCUUUUAUCUUAGCAAUUUUCUGUUACUGUACCUACGUCAUAAAUAAUAUUAUAAAAUCUUGCAAAUGUUAAAGCAGGAUUUCACAUUUUGUUAAUACUUAUAGCUGUUUAAUUAAAAUAAUUAAUUGUUA
This is a messenger RNA of Colias croceus (clouded yellow), 4559 nucleotides long. Its product is annotated as zinc finger protein 878-like. NCBI's taxonomy places the organism in Eukaryota, Metazoa, Arthropoda, Insecta, Lepidoptera, Pieridae. Bases 461 to 2305 code for a protein of 614 amino acids. Gene Ontology annotation, molecular function: RNA polymerase II cis-regulatory region sequence-specific DNA binding; DNA-binding transcription factor activity. The record is from RefSeq and is a predicted model, not a curated record. The transcript has 12 exons. Gene Ontology annotation, biological process: regulation of transcription by RNA polymerase II.